AUGUGUUUAUUUGUUUCUCAUCCGUCUGUACUCAAUAAAAGGACUACCAGUUUGUUAGUUUUUUUGCUUUUUAAUGAGGCAGGCCUUACCUAUCCUCCAAUUCAGAAGAAGAGUUUGUCUCCUCAUCUACUUGAGACACCUCAUGUUUGUCAAUUAUUCACAUGGAUGUGGUUAAAGAUUAGUGAAUAUUUGCGCUAUGCACAACUAGUAUUCAUCAAUCAUUCAAAAAAUCAACCCAUACAACACUUCUCUACUGAUGCUACAACAACCUAUUCAGCAUUAAACCAUCUAGUAUUUAUCCGGUAUCCAUCUAGCAUCCAUCCACCCAUUCAUAACAGUUCUAUCUCUCCACUCAACAACUCUUCCAUGAUCUUUUUAUUUAUUCCAGAACCAUCUAUUUAUCUUACCCUAUCCUCACGUCCAUUCCCAUCUUGUGAAUGUUCACUACACCACACUUCUUAUAUGGAUGGACGAGAAGCUAUUCCAUCGGCUUAA
Molecule: messenger RNA, 495 nt
Organism: Echinococcus granulosus
Lineage: Eukaryota; Metazoa; Platyhelminthes; Cestoda; Cyclophyllidea; Taeniidae
Exons: 3
Coding region: 1-495 (164 amino acids)
Source: RefSeq, a predicted model, not a curated record